ACAGGAAGAAAAUAGAACAAAAGAAGUGGGCUUUCUCAUCGUCGCCAGCGAGAAACAGUCUAAGGGAGAAGAGGAGAGAAAUUUUGCUUGGUUGUUUAAUUACUUUGGUGUUUGAGAGAAAGCGAGGAUGUAUGGAGAUUGCCAAGUGCUGCCGUCGAUGGUCGGUGGAGGCGGAGGCGGUGGUGGAGGGAACGUAAUCUCCCCUGAUUCACUCUUCUCCUCCCAGAUCAGAAACCCUAAUAUUGGUGGCUUCAUGGCAGGCGUCGUGCCUUUCUCUUCCUUUCCUCCCAUGGUGCCGAAAGAGGAGGCAGCCCGGAAGGAGGAGGAGAUGGAAAGCGGCUCCGGUAGCGGCCACCUGGAGGGGUUAAGCUGCGGCGAGGAGCACGACGACGGGACUCCGCCACCGCUGGCGUUGCCGACGCCGCCUCCUGCAAAAAAGAAACGUUACCACCGCCACACAUCACGGCAGAUCCAGGAGAUGGAAGCAUUGUUUAAGGAAUGCCCGCACCCGGACGACAAGCAACGGCUCAGGUUAAGCCAAGAACUUGGCCUGAAACCUCGCCAGGUGAAGUUCUGGUUCCAGAAUCGCCGGACUCAGAUGAAGGCGCAGCAAGAUAGAUCGGAUAACGUGAUCCUGCGGGCGGACAACGAGAGCCUGAAGAACGAGAACUACCGGCUGCAAGCGGCCAUUCGUAACGUUAUAUGCUCAAACUGCGGCGGCCCUGCAGUGCUCGGCGAAAUGUCCUUCGAGGAGCACCACCUCCGCAUAGAGAACGCUCGCCUGAAGGAUGAGCUUGAUAGAUUAUCAUGCAUCGCCGGGAGAUUUGGCGGCAGCCGGUCCAUGUUGCCUUCAUCGCCUUUGCUGCUUCCGCCUUCACUAGACCUCGACAUGGCAAUAUACUCAAGGCACUUCCACGACCUUCCGCCGCCGCAGCUGCCGCCGCCGGCAGUGUCAUGCGGCGAUAUGCUUUUGGCCUCUGGGUAUGUGGACGAGGACUCCGCUUUCACAGGAGUGCUUAUAAUGGAAGGGAAGAAGCCUUUGGCUCUUGAGCUCGCCAUGGCUGCUGCUGAACAACUAGUGAGAAUGUGUCGGGUGAAUGAGCCGCUCUGGUUGAAGAGAGGUGGCAAUGCUGUCGGCGGUGGAGCAUUGGAGAUUCUUGAUGAAGAAGAGCACUCCAGGCUGUUUCCAUGGCCAAUGGAUGUGAAGCAGCUGGGUGGUGGGGGGUACAAACUGGAGGGGACCAGAGACACCGCGCUUGUUAUCAUGAAUAGCAUUACUUUGGUGGAUGCAUUCAUGGAUGCUAAUAAAUGGUUGGAAUUGUUCCCCUCCAUUGUAUCAAAGGCAAAAACUAUUCAAAUUAUAACAUCUGGACUCCCUGGAAAUGGAAGUGGGUCUCUUCACCUGAUGUAUGCAGAGAUUCAAGUUCUUACACCUCUGGUGCCUACACGAGAGGCUUAUUUUCUUCGAUAUUGCCAGCAAAAUGUGGAAGAAGGUACAUGGACAAUUGUUGAUUUUCCUGUGGACAACCUUCAAGAUGUUAUACAAUUGCCUCUCAUGCGAUAUAGGAGAAGACCUUCUGGCUGUGUUAUCCAAGACAUGCCCAAUGGGUACUCAAGGGUGAUUUGGGUGGAACAAGCAGAGGUGGAGGAUAAGCCAGUACAUCAGAUUUUUUCCCAAUUCAUUAACAGUGGAAUGGGAUUUGGAGCAACUCGCUGGCUAUCCGUCUUACAGCGACAAUGCGAACGGCUAGCGAGCUUAAUGGCCAAAAGUAUUUCUGAUCUGGGAGUAAUCACAACACCAGAGGGAAGGAAGAACAUAAUGAAGCUAUCACACAGAAUGGUGAAAACCUUCUGUGCUGGUAUUACUUCCUCUGGAGGACAAUCAUGGACUGCACUAUCCGAUUCACCUGAUGAUACAAUUAGAGUAACAACCAGAAAAAAUACUCUACCAGGACAGCCUAAUGGUGUUAUUUUGUCAGCAGUAUCCACAGUGUGGCUUCCAUUCUCUUACCAUCAAGUCUUUGAUCUCUUGACCGAUGAGCAACGAAGGUCUCAGAUGGACGCCUUGUCAAGUGGAAACUCUCUUCAUGAGGUUGCUCAUAUAGCAAAUGGCUCGCAUCCUAGGAACUGUGUCUCUCUUUUACGCAUAAAUGCCGCAAGCAAUUCUUCCCAGAACGUGGAGCUUCUUCUACAGGAGAGCUGCACCCACCCCUCAGGUGGCAGCCUGGUUGUAUAUGCGACGAUCGACGUCGAUGCUGUUCAAGUCGCAAUGAACGGGGACGAUCCCUCUUACAUUCCUCUUCUCCCCACCGGCUUCGCCCUCUUCCCGGCAGAACAACCGGCCUCUGUAUCUUGCUCCGACCCCGCCGCCACGAAUAACUCAGCUGCCAUCGGCUGUCUCCUCACAAUUGGAAUGCAGGUGCUGGCAAGCGCCGUUCCAUCAGCAAAGCUCAAUCUUUCUAGCGUCACCGCCGUCAACCACCACCUUCUCUCUGCCGUGCACCAGAUCACCAAUGCUCUGGCUGGUGGUGGUGGUGGUUCUUCCACUGUUCUUCCAAGUCUAGAACAAUAGCAUCUCCCCCCUUUUGAAAUCAAGUUUCAAAAUGGCCAAAAUACCCUUAAUCACAAGUGAAUCUUCCUUUUGUGCUCUUCUCUAUCAAAGAUAAAACUGCUAUGUGAGGGCAUUUUGAUCAUUUUGAUUCGUAGGGGAGGUAAAAAUGUUAUAAUAAAUUAGUUGUUGAAAGUAGGCUCUUUUAGUUUUAAUGUUCAAUGGAGUCUGAAGAUUAGUAUAUUGGAGAAAGAAAGAGAGAAAAAAGUGAGAGAGAGGGGCAGUCAAGAGCGCACCAUAUGCGAUCCUUGAGUCAUUACUGAAGCUUUGAAAAGCUUCAUGUGGGCUUCAGGGAGAAUUGGUUCGGGUAUUGACUUCUUCUGCUUGUCAGAACUGUUCAACUAGUCAUUGUUGUUUGUCCAAUAUCUCUUUAGUGUGCAA
Messenger RNA from Dendrobium catenatum, 2989 nucleotides. RefSeq names its product homeobox-leucine zipper protein ROC3. The coding region runs from base 128 to 2572 and encodes 814 amino acids. Gene Ontology annotation, biological process: regulation of DNA-templated transcription. The transcript is spliced from 12 exons. Lineage: Eukaryota; Viridiplantae; Streptophyta; Magnoliopsida; Asparagales; Orchidaceae. Gene Ontology annotation, molecular function: DNA binding; lipid binding; DNA-binding transcription factor activity, RNA polymerase II-specific. The record is from RefSeq and is a predicted model, not a curated record.